UGGUGUCUCUGGUCCCCCAUUCGCACUGACUGGAUGCAGUCCCAGCAGGUUAUCAUUUAAGGAGAGAGAUAACAUUAGAGAGCUCAGAUGAUGCUACAAAUUACACAUUGUCCAUGCUUUCCUUUCGCAGAUAAACAGUGACAAUGUUGAGGAAUGUGGCAGAAGAACAGUUGAUCAAGACAGAUUCUUGAGGUGCGUGCAUGGUGUUCAACAAGCUAAUCUGGAUAGCUAAGUAGCUAGAGAACAUGGCAAGAAGAACAAGGAUGUGUUUGACAUUUCCUGGUAUAGUGGUUGUCUGUCUGCUUCUUCUGGUUGGCUUAGUGGAGACAGCCAAUGAAGUAGACCCAUACAAUAUUCUUGGAGUGACCAAAAGUGCAAGCCAAACUGAAAUCAAGAAAGUGUACAAGCGCCUAGCUAGGGAAUGGCAUCCUGAUAAAAACAAAAAUGAAGGCGCUGAAGAUAUGUUCAUCAAGAUUACCAAAUCUUAUGAGAUCUUAUCCAACGAGGAGAAAAGGGCCAAAUAUGACCGGUAUGGACAGACUGAUGACACCCAGCCGUAUGGUCAUGGUCACUACGGUCAUGGUCACGACCAAUUCUACUUCGACGAGUCCUUCUUCCACUUCCCCUUCAGCAACAAGGGCAGCCAGGAGUUUGCUGAUAGCAAGUACGCUCUGCACUUCAACCAGUAUGUGAAUGACGUGGUGCCUGACAGCUUCAAAAGACCGUAUCUGAUCAAAAUCACCUCCGACUGGUGCUUCAGCUGUAUCCACAUUGAGCCAGUCUGGAAAGAGGUUGUGCAGGAGCUGGAGGCCUUGGGUGUGGGGAUUGGUGUGGUGGACGUUGGUUAUGAGAGACGUCUGGCCAAUCAUCUCGGUGCUCACCGCACCCCGUCCAUACUCGGUGUCAUCAACGGGAAAGUGACCUUCUUCCACUACGCUGUGGUGAAGGAGCACCUGAGGCAGUUUGUGGAGGACCUGCUCCCUCAGAGACUGGUUGAGAAGGUAAAUAACAACAGCAGCAACAAACAACAUGAUUUCGCAAAUUCACAAAUCUUUUUUUGUGUGUGUAUGUUUCAGGUUACAGACAGGAAUGACCUUCAAUUCCUGAACAGCUGGCAUGAGCAGAACAAGCCGCACGUGCUUCUGUUUGACCAAGUGCCUGUAGUCCCACUCUUGUACAAGCUGACUGCGUUCGCCUAUAAGGAUUAUGUUCAGUUUGGGUACGUGGACCAGGGUCUCUCAGAUACUGCCAACCUACUGAAACAGUUCAACAUUAACACCUACGCCCCCACCAUGCUGGUCUUUAAGGAGAGUAUAGACAAGCCUGCAGACAUUAUACAGGCUAAAGGAAUGAAAAAACAAGUCAUUGAUGAAUUCAUAUUGAACAACAAGUUUCUCCUCGUCCCUCGACUGGUGAACCAGAAACUGUUUGAUGAGCUUUGUCCUGUGAAGCAGUUCCACCGACGCAGAAAGUACUGUGUCCUGCUGAUCACUGGUGAUGAGGAGUCCUAUACCAUAGGAAACCAGGCCUUCCUCUCAUUUGCCUACACCAACACUCAGGAGGUGGUGAGAUUUGCUUAUGUCUACCAAAGACUGCAACAACCACUGUGUGAUACUCUGCUGAAGACCAAGGACAGUACACAACCACCACAGGUGUUCAUCCUGGAGCGUCGUAACGCGGCAGGUAAGGUCCUGUACAAGGAGGUGGCGGGCGGUUGGAAUGGAACCGAUAAGAAUAAACAACGUCUCUUGGAUGAGCUGCAGAGGCUACAGAAAGACCCCUCCAUCCUCAACCAAGACGCAAUGCUGCCGGAGCUCAACAAUGAGUUUGCCUCUAUGUUUCUCAUUCGAUGGAUCUAUACAGCUUAUGAUUACCUCACUGAAAUCAUUGAUGAUAUUCUUCACAAUAAUUGGCGUGAGAUGAUGCCCCUCCUGUCGUUGAUAUUCUCUGCCUUAUUCAUCCUGUUUGGAACUGUGGUGGUUCAGGCUUUCAGUGACUCUAGUGAAGACGGCAAAUCCAAACCGAAGGCAAAAGACGGAGCUAAGGCAGAAAAUGGAUCACCGGGUAGCAGCAGCACCUCAAGUCGCCCACCGAAGAAGAACUUUGUGGAGGUGACGGAGCUGACAGACAUCACGUACACCAGUAACCUGGUGAAGCUGAGACCAGGCCAUAUGAACGUGGUGCUGGUGCUCACUGACGCCUCCAAGAACGUCCUGCUCAGCAAGUUUGCCAAAGAGGUCUACUCUUUCACUGGGAGCCUGACGCUCCACUUUUCCUUCUUGAACGUGGACAAGCACAGUGCAUGGAUGGAGACGCUGCUGGAGUUCGCCCAGGAUGCCAUGCAGAUAGACACUGACGAGGACGAUGGCGCCCGCCACAAGAUAGACUACACGGGCUACAUCCUGGCACUCAACGGCCAUAAGAAGUACCUCUGCCUCUUCAGGCCUGUCUACACUGGGGAGGAAGGACCCGGGGGCGCCACUGGGGGAGGGAGAAGGUCUGGGUCCAGAGAGGACCACCCACCACGCAGGUCUAUGCCCAGGUCCCGCUCCACUGCCACACUGCAGAUCCACCACAAACUGGACCGCCUGGGGCUGUGGAUGGAGAGGCUGAUGGAGGGAACCCUUCCCAGGUACUACAUCCCUGCCUGGCCUGGCCUGGAGAAGAUCACCGCCCCCAAAUAGGGGGGAAGAUAACAGGACUCCUACCGAACAUCCUGAUUGCCGGCAAAACUUUUGUGAGGUUUGAAAUGAAUUACAUGCAAAGUCAGGAUUCAGGCCUAAAUGGACACAUACCAAAGCUAUCUGUGUCUAAAAGCCAAGAUUCCAAGGUGUCCUCAUGGCAAUGUAUUCAGGGGGGAGGUUAAUGUAUGUUUUGAGUGCAUGCACUGGGACAUAGUUUGAAGAAAUUCCUUUCAAUAGUGAGGUUGGCUUGACUCAUUGAGACAACUGGACUACAUUCAUCUGCCAUCUCAUGUUCUGCUGGAGUUAGCUACAGCUGUCUGUUUUGCACUUCAGAUAUGUAUUUCUUACAGAAGUACUUUAAAGUAGGAUCGAUAGAGGGAGGGUACAGAAUAUAGUGGAUCUAAAAGCAACAACCGUUGAACAAUUCCUAGAUCACUUUCCUUUUGGGAUCCCUUCCUCUGCAUGCUGUCAUAGUAGUGACUUAGUUAUAAUAUCUGCUGCUGUUACAACCUCUAGAUGAGCUAACUUAAUCACUGUGGUCAUAAGUAGACUCCUGCCUUUUUAAAACCAUCAUCCAUGCUAUUCAUGUAUGUAAUCUAUCAGACUGUGCUCUGAUAUUAGCUUCACUGUCUCAAUGGUGAUUGGUCAGUUCUGUGAAUAGAGAUGCAUGUCUCUACUAGAUCUAUUUUGUUCACCAUUUUGAUCGUUUCCUGAACUUAAGGCUUAUUAUUGUGCAAUAUAUAAUGGAACUACAAUGCCUUCCAUUUCCCCUGGCAGCUAAUAUUUCAUGUUUAUCCUUCUUCAUGUCGACAGACUAUUAUUGAAAAACCUACACAACAUUAUUAUUGUGCUUUUUGUUACAUGACCAAUUGCAAGCUUUUUACAUUAGUCUAUUUUACUUUUUAUUUGAUUUUUUACAUCACAUAGCCAGUGGCUUCAGUGGGCUCAGUUGGUAAAGCAUGGCGCUUGCAACGCCAGGGUUGUGGGUUCGAUUCCCACUGGGAACCACUACGAAAAAUGUAUGCAAUCACUACUGUAAGUCGCUCUGGAUAAGGGCGUCUGCUAAAAGACUAAAGUGUAUGUAGCAAUGAUAUAGUGUAUGUUGGACAACAUUUCAUGUGACAUUUAUUUUGGAAUAGAUCAGGGCAGAGCAAAUGCAAAUUAAAAAACAACUUAACUGUGCUUAACCCAAUUUAUAAGCAUUAAACUCUGAUAUUGUCGUCAUGACAAUAAUGUAGUUAUAUUUGGGAAAUGUAAAUGCUGUACAUAUUCUACCAUGUUAUCUACACAUUCUACCAUGUUAUCUACAUAUUCUACCAUGUUAUCUACACAUUCUACCAUGUUAUCUACACAUUCUACCAUGUUAUCUACAUAUUCUACCAUGUUAUCUACAUAUUCUACCAUGUUAUCUACACAUUCUACCAUGUUAUCUACACAUUCUACCAUGUUAUCUACAUAUUCUACCAUGUUAUCUACAUAUUCUACCAUGUUAUCUACACAUUCUACCAUGUUAUCUGUACAUAGUUUACCUUCUACCAUGUUAUCUGUACAUAUAUUAACAUCAUACUAUAAUUAUAUAAAAUGACUUUUUACAUGCAUUUUAUAAUAACAUGGUCACAUCAUUCAUCAAUACUGUUGUUUUAUUUGAUUAUAAAACAUGUUACAAAAUCACUAUACUAAUAACCCUGGUACAAUGUUGACUAAAUAAAUGUAUCUGAUUUGCAGAUGUCUCAAAGGUUCUGCUACAGUGCAUAUCCUCUUGCUGUGUGUAAUAAAUGCUUGAUGUUCA
Molecule: messenger RNA, 4473 nt
Organism: Salvelinus fontinalis (brook trout)
Lineage: Eukaryota; Metazoa; Chordata; Actinopteri; Salmoniformes; Salmonidae
Gene: dnajc16
Product: DnaJ (Hsp40) homolog, subfamily C, member 16
Exons: 14
Coding region: 246-2684 (812 amino acids)
Source: RefSeq, a predicted model, not a curated record